Molecule: messenger RNA, 2278 nt
Organism: Acanthaster planci (crown-of-thorns starfish)
Lineage: Eukaryota; Metazoa; Echinodermata; Asteroidea; Valvatida; Acanthasteridae
Product: core alpha-(1,3)-fucosyltransferase-like
Cellular component (GO): membrane
Molecular function (GO): alpha-(1->3)-fucosyltransferase activity
Source: RefSeq, a predicted model, not a curated record
UGGAAAUGUGUGGAGACGCGUGGACAAUAGCCCUAGCCGUAGCUCUGGAAGCCCGUUUGGGAAACGGCCUGAGUAAACUGUAAUCAUAAGUAGUAGACCGCUCAGUUCACGAGAAGGUUCGUGCACUCUUGUCUAAUCUGUGCACCCAUACACGAACUUUAAGGAAUGCAGUAAGCGUACUAUGCCUUAAUUGAUUCUGCCAACGGAUUUGAAUAGUUUGAGGACAGCAUUGCCACGUCUGCAGUGUGCGAAAUGGCUAAACUGAGACGUCAACUUGUGCCCGUUACGGGUAUUGUUCUUCUAGGAGUGGACAUUCUUCUGAGACUUCAGAUGAUGGAUUUGAUAAUAAUUAGACCUCCAAAGCCUCUUGCUGUGGCAAAGAACACUGGCUUUUCCGCCAAUAGAAAAAGUUCACGAGUUUUUCCACAGGCGGCAGCAGACACCAAGUCUGCAGGAAUGGAUGAUUUGAAGCCGGCCAUUGGAGAGUCGCAUAGUUACAAGAUCCAGGUGUACGACGACAAAAAUCACUUCUUAAAGAAAGUUGGAACCUUCAAGCGCAUCCUGCAGCAGUCAAAGGGAGGCCCAAAGCCACGAGGUGACAUCCAGUGCGGCAAUAACUACACAAUUGAGAUAACUCUCGCCGACGAGACAAAUAAAUUUGCAGGAAUGGAUGCUGUCCUCUUCCACUUUUAUAUGCCUUUAGUUCCACGACAGGUACCCCCACCAGACAUGAACCCAGAGCAGGCUUGGGUCUUUUGCUCAUGGGAACCACCACUUAGAACUGCCAAACCGAUCGGUCGCUAUCCAAAACUGACGGGCUUAGCAGCCAACGCUGAGUGGACUUACCAUCGAGCAUCCGAUAUCACGACACCCUUCGGGUUCUACCAAUCUGGGAUACCCAUGAUAAACAGGACAAAGACGGCGGAUGAAUGGCUACAAGGAAAGACAAAGUUGGCCAUCUGGAUGGGAAGUAAUUGUAGAAACACAGGCUGGCCGAGAUUAAACUUUGUCCGGAAGCUGCAGAGCUAUAUGCCAAUUGACAUUUACGGACGCUGCGGUAACCUCACGUGCUUACCCUUGGACAGAAUGUCGUCCAAAUGCACCGUGGACCUGGUGCAAAAGUACAAAUUCUAUCUGGCCUUGGAGAACUCUGAAUGCGAGGACUACAUCACGGAAAAGGUUUGGGACAAAGCCUUGACGCGAGGGGUUGUCCCUGUCGUUUACGGUGCUAGAAAGAAGGACUACGAAGAGUUGCUUCCUCCCAAUUCAUUCAUCUACAUCGGGGAUUAUGAGAAUGUCAAAGAAUUGGCAGAUUACUUGAAAAUAUUGGACACUCGACCCGAUUUGUAUGCCAAGUACUUCGAAUGGCAAAUCAGCGGGACUGCCAAUACAACUGAAAUAUUUUACGGGAUUUUCGACCUUACAAGGUUUUGUCAUCUUGUACCAAUCAUUGAGAAAGUUCGAAGAGGCGAGUUAAACCGAACGCAAGUUAUUUCGCGCAAUUAUGUUCAAACGUGCCGAAAAGGAUCGUCCUAUGGAGUAGGAAACUGGGAUCCAUGGUAACAAAUAUUUAAAAUGAAUACCUAAAAUUUAAUGAGGCCUAAUAAGCAAGGCUCCUCGAUUCCAUAUUAUUGCGAAGAAUACAAUUAAACAGUUGAGCCUCAAAACGUGGGGGUUAGGCAGGAGAGUAUUGUCUCUUUUCAGCGCAGUCGUAUGCAAAAGUACCAUCAACUUUACACGCUUUGUUGGUAAUGGCGUCCUUCCAUUGUUUUCCUCUAAAUUAAAGCUUGCCAGACAGCAUAACUUCACAGGGACCUUUGUCCAAUAACAAUCUUCAUUUCGUUAGUUAUAUUUUGAAUAAAAUAAUGCAAAUGAUGGACGGUACCUUUAAGCUCUGAGUGGGUUUUCGGCUCAGCAGAUUUUUUUUUCUUGUUUUUAUUGUAUGGGUUUGCAGUUUGCACGGAGGGGGUGAAUUGUUGCAUGAGCAUACCAACCUGUUUAUAUUUCUUAGUCCUUUACCAUUCAUUCUGUUGUUACAUACAUGUAUCCUCAUACAAAAAGGUUAAGCACCGACGAAGUUCAAUGGUACAUGUUGGGCUGCAAUACAAUUCCUUCAAUCGUUUCUGUCUCACGCUGCUUGCUUCAACGCGCAGUCCUGCAACAAGGACCUUUUGCACUGAAAAAAAAAUGCUGGAGUUAGAUUCAACCCAAUCGAUGGUGAAAACUACAACUACCCAAUAGUUUAGGUUGUGUCAACCCAAUUUUGGGUGAUUGGAAU